AUGCGCAGCGUUGCCGAUGGAAUUGGUUAUGCAGGGAGUGCUGAAGCUGCUGCGGAUUUAGGAAGCAUCAAAUCAUGUGAUAAUGAUCCGCAACUUUGGAUGUGUCUUCGCUGUGGGUUAUAUUGCUGUGGAGUGCACCGAAAGUCGCAUUAUGACAACUCGAGAAUGUCUGGUGUUGGCACAGACGAUAAAAUAAAUGGGGGCCACCGUAUCUUUUUUGCCGUGAAACCGAGAUGGGGGACGGAUGUGAACUCACCUGCCGUUGGUGCACCGUUGCCGACAGUUACGAUAAACUUGUGUCAAGUCGAAUCACCUGAGAGGCGUACCGUAACGAUGAAUAACUUGAAGGUUUCAAAGGUUUCAUUUGAAAAGGUAGGGACGUAUGGCAUUAUAUCGUGUGUGGAAUGCCAUGAAGACCCGAUCAAGUUGCCUGUGCGGAACAGCUUACCAUGUUUAGGGGUUGACUUGAUAACUCUUUGCGAAAAUGUAGCGAAGGUGUUACACUGCGUCGAGAGAAACAUUUCUUUGGCUCCUGAUUACGACGAAGGCUCGUUCGGGGCUCCCCGUGCUCGCGGCGUACUGGAUUCAGGAAUUGCAACAGACACGAGGCGUCAAAACAGCAACUAUGAAACGUAUUCUUAUGUGGAGACGAAUAAGCAGGCCAACUCACGUGCAGCAACCUCUUCUAACAGUCGUUGCGUGAGAGCACGGGCGGGCACACUAGUGGAGGCUUGUAUCUCCGGCUUUGAAAAUCGGCGCAACACAUGUUAUUUCAACUCCGUUCUCCAAUGUAUUCUUCAAUGCAAUACCUUUAUUGAUUUUAUGAUCCGUCAAAAAUUCACCGGUUCACACACGUUGGUGCAUCAUAUGUCCGAAAUGAUAGGGUUUAUGAAGAGCGGCCCGUGCGCAGGUGAUAGACAAGGUAUCGUGGAUGGCCUUGCCCGUGCUUUGAUGGGCAGUUUAUCUGAAAUUGUUCCAAUGUUUGGUGACGGGGAUCAACAGGACAGUCAGGAACUCUUCAUUACGCUGAUCAAUGGUAUCGCUGAUGAGUUAGAUAAGGGUAAAAGUGAAGAAGAAAAGAAAGGGAGUCAACGUGUCCCUUUCGAAGGUAUGCUCUGUACUACAGUAACAUGCAGAGGGUGUAAAAACCAAGUCAAACGGGAUGAAGUGUUCAUGGCGCUUUCAAUACCCGUUACGAACAGCGUUGAAGAUAGCCUUGAAAAACUUUUCGAAAGAUCGACACUUAACGGGGAUUCUCAGUACGCCUGUGAAGUGUGCUUUAACAAACUAUCUCCUGCGGAGCAAACGAAGAAAAACAACGAUAUUCGUGCGGAGAACGAGGCACGGAAGCUCAGGAAGAAAGCAAAUGCGGAAGCAAAGAGUCUCAACUGUCUCUACCAAGACGCAGACGUGGAAACAUCAAUCGGGAGAUUUAAUGGAUCACUCGCGUUACACUUACUACGGUUCAAGUGCGACGACCGUGGCGUAUACAAAGUUCCUGGCGCAGUUUCUUUCCCAAAAAGACUGAACCUUAGUAAGUAUAUAGUGGGCAGUGCGGCAAGCGGAUGUGGGGACACGAAAAUGCCGCAAACGAUCGUCCAAACAAAUGUGAACACACAUCGUAGUGUUUCCCGACCCAGCAAUUCGCUGGUACAUGUUUCCGGUGGCGAUGGCUGUACGAGUAGCGUGGAGGAGAGUACUGACAACCGACGGAGUCAGUUGGACUUGGAGCUCGUCGGCAUAAUCUCGCAUGUUGGUUCACUUCACGGUGGGCAUUAUGUUGCUCAUGUACGGAGCCAUACCAAACCAUCCAUGUGGUUCUACUGCGACGAUGAAGAAAUUUAUACUGUGGAUGAAUCAAGUGUGUUUGAACGCGAGCAGGGUGUAUAUAUGCUCUUCUACGACCAGCUUUACCAUUAA
Messenger RNA from Trypanosoma brucei brucei TREU927, 1920 nucleotides. RefSeq names its product ubiquitin carboxyl-terminal hydrolase, putative. Gene Ontology annotation, cellular component: nucleus; cytosol. The transcript has a single exon. The record is from RefSeq and is a predicted model, not a curated record. Bases 1 to 1920 code for a protein of 639 amino acids. Gene Ontology annotation, biological process: protein deubiquitination. Gene Ontology annotation, molecular function: cysteine-type deubiquitinase activity; cysteine-type endopeptidase activity. Lineage: Eukaryota; Euglenozoa; Kinetoplastea; Trypanosomatida; Trypanosomatidae.